CACACACUUAAGAACAUCUGUACUGCUGUCCUCAGGAAGUCCUGUCUUUUACUGAAUCUCCCAGAUGUUCACAUAAGAUGUAAGAAGUCAAUAAUUUCCUUAGAAUCCGAGGCUACAAGAAAACGGUCACAGGAGAGUUUCCCCUGGGUAAGAAAUUUUGAAAGCAGCUGGAACACCCUGGAAACCAGUACGCAGACUGCAAUGCCUGGGGAUGCAGAAGAGGCACACUGCUGCCUGUGGAAGCCCAAAGGGAGUAAACACUAGACAUCAUAGAAAAGGAGAGGAGCCCAGCCUGGUCCUCUUUGUGAAAUGCACGAUUAAACACAAGUGCAUACAGGUUGAAUCUGUCUAUUACCCAAUACUAACCUUAACCUAAAUGACUCUGAGGCCACCUAAGCAUGGCCCUUUCUACACUUACAUGCUCCUGGGCAUUUUUUUUAAAUAUUUAUUUAUUAUGUAUACAGUAUUCUAUCUGUGUGUAUGUCUGCAGGCCAGAAGAAGACACCAGACCUCAUUACAGAUGGUUGUGAGCUACCAUGUGGUUGCUGGGAGUUGAACUCAGGACCUUUGGAAGAGCAGGCAAUGCUCUUAACCACUGAGCCAUCUCUCCAGCCCCAGCUCCUGGGCAUUUGUAAGUGGGUCCUCUGUGUGCCCUUGUGAGUGUGAGUGUGAGGACGUGGGUACAUGUCCUAUUUCUGCCUUACCUCUGUUGACACUGGAAUAGGGUUUCCCAGAUUAGGGUAGGGUAUCUGUGAUCACACACACCUAAUGCCAUACUAGGAAAUUGACACUAGACUGACCUUCAGGGAGCAGGACAGGACUAUGACUAUGGGAAGAUGUUAAGAGGAAUUUUUUUUUUUCCUGGGACUCAUGUGGUACAGAUGGAAUGGUUUGGUGAGGGUCUGGCUGAAGCCAGGCUUCUCAGAUUAGUGUGUGGCAGGAGCAUAUGGACACAACUGUGUCCCAUUGUACACAGAGAAAGGCAGAAGGAGAGAAGUUGGCAGCCCCGGUCAGCCCUAGAGAAAGCCUGUGUGGAGGAGGUUCAGACCAGAGGACCCUAGGAAGUGACCUCACUUUCUUAACAAUGGUCCAGAUGGAACUUGGAAACCUGGUUACCAGGUAGCCAGAGGCCAGCAGCAGCCUCAACUAAAGAUGUUCUCCUGUUUCCAGAAAUCUAGCCACUCAGGCCACAGAAAAGGCAAGGGAGGUGUCCUUGGCCACCUUUGGGGACGUUGGGUGUGCCUUCUCACACACCUCUGGCCAUUUUAGAACAGGAAAGACAAGGGUCAAAUGGGCCUGGGCUCCCCACUUAAGCACCUCAGGUUUGGUCACAAACGGUCAGGCCUCCUGGAAAAUGUGAAGUACCUAGCGACUGCUCUGAACACUGGCAACUAUGACUUCGUCAUGACUUUCCUUGAUGUCUACCCAGCUUUUGCCACCACCUGGCAGGUGCUGGAGCUGAUAAUGAAAACGUAUGGAUCUUUGCAGUCUGACAGCAUGGAGGAUCAGAAUACAAAGAUUGCCAUAGAAUUCUUUUUGGGACUGAUGAUGAAAACAGUGCCCCAGGAUUUUAAGAAGAAUCCAGACUGGGUCGUCUUGAACAAGUUUCUGAUCUACCUGCGACUCCACAUGCCCUUUUCCAACCUCCACCUUCACGUCCAAAAGCUGAUAUCACAGCUGGAGGAGCAGGAGUCCCAGGAAAUACAUGAAGAGGAUGAGGAGGCCAGAGAUUGUGAGAUCAUCAGCACAACACUUCCCAAAGCCCCAGAGCAGGAUACCUCAGGGAAGCAAGAGACACUGCAUCUAAGUCCAGCUUCUGGGGCAGAGCCACAGGGAGAUCUGAAAACUCAAGAGGACAUUGAUGUCGUGGACCCAGCGGCUGGGGAACCUACUAAGUCAGAAGCUGAACCAGCGCAGCUUCUGAAUGUUGAUCAGCCUCUGCCCACACCAGCCCAUUCCCUAGAUGCAGCUGCACGUGUCCCUCACGACAAGCUCUUAUUUCCAGUAUCUGUUGUGGGAUUAGGUGACCCAGAGCCUCUUUUCCCGCUGCCUGAUGUUGAUAUCUAGGCUAGGUAGUGGAAUUACCGGCUGAGUUCUACGGAGAAGCAGCUCCACUCCUGUGUGGUACUUUAGAGAAAAUAUCUCUCUUCAUUUUGUUUAAUUCUUUUAUAUUGUUGUUUUCGUGGUUACUAUUUCAUUUUGUUUAUUUUUUUAUUGUUG
Messenger RNA from Alexandromys fortis (reed vole), 2220 nucleotides. RefSeq lists its product as uncharacterized. The coding region runs from base 1291 to 2067 and encodes 258 amino acids. NCBI's taxonomy places the organism in Eukaryota, Metazoa, Chordata, Mammalia, Rodentia, Cricetidae. The transcript has 7 exons. The record is from RefSeq and is a predicted model, not a curated record.